Molecule: messenger RNA, 996 nt
Organism: Tetrahymena thermophila SB210
Lineage: Eukaryota; Ciliophora; Oligohymenophorea; Hymenostomatida; Tetrahymenidae
Product: transmembrane protein, putative
Exons: 1
Source: RefSeq, a predicted model, not a curated record
AUGAGUGAAGAUGAUUAUUGGUCAGAAAUAUGGAAAUCAGCUAAGGCAAAUAUUUGCUUAUUAGCAUUUAUGAUUCCUUUCCUUCUACACAUGCUUGAAAUCAAGGUUUAGUUUUCGUUUACAGACUACAAAUCUUAUCUUUGGUCAUUUUUUGUAAUCUAUGUAUCAGUCACCUACGGGUAUGUCUGUGAUCACUUAGAAGGAUUAAUUAUAUUUGCCCUGUUGUUUACUGUUUAAGUGCAUUCAGCUAUCUUCUUCUUUUAGUAAACUAUUUUCCCCCUCACUGAUCUCUAGAAAGUAGUUAUGACUUUUUAUUUAGUAUCUAUCUGUCUUUUUAUGAAUAUCAUGAUUCGAGAGUAUAGAUUAAAGAAAAAAAAUAGUAAAGUAGUACAAAAAAAGCUAUUGUUUUUUGUAAACUAAUGUUCAGGAACUGUAUUUGCAUAAAUUCUAUUCUUGGAACUAGGAGUCAUCGAUUUCAGUAAUUAUGGUAAAAUCUUGAAUGAGUACCCUUGGGAUUUAGCUACCUACAUUAUAUUUAACCUUUUGAGUCUUUUUGGUUUUAUAGUAGGUAUUUAUCAAAUGUUCUCUAAAAUGAAGAAAUUGUCUAAAAACACUUAUUAAUUAUAAAGACACUGGUUCUACUUCACAAGUCUACUGGCUUGUGUUUGCUUUUUAAUAUUAAAGUGGGAAAUAGCUACAAUACCUGAAUUAUUUAUUUUACUAAGUACUUAUUUCUAUAUCUUUAUUGUUAUAUUUUCUUGGUAGAGCUAGAAGUGGUUUUUAGUAAUAAGUAUAGUGCAAGGUAUUACAGAAAUCGUUAUUUCAUUUAAGUUCCACGGAGAUAUUGACGAUCCUUGGAUUCGUAUCUGCUCAUCUAUUAAUUAAAUGUUCUUUACCAGAUCUUUAGCUUGGCUCUUUAUUAAAGUUUACACGUACUUCCAUGGCGAGCUUGAUGAAAAACAAAAGGAAGUAGUCGGAGUCUUCUUUGAUAUGUGA